UCUCAAUACGCAGACACAGCAUCAGUCGACAACAAAUAAUAUUUCCGAUGAGAUUUUUAAUUUUAUUUAUCGUAAUUCUGCCCUUUUUCCAGCUAUGUGAUUCCUCAUUUUCUGAAAGUCACGAUGACAUGCUCAUUCAAUGUCGAAUGAACAUCAAAAAUUUAUCGAAAAAGCGUGAAAAGCACAUUUGUGAAAAGGAGAAUUUUGACGAUGAUUUUGAGUAUCAAAUUGCAAAUAUGGAAGCUCCUUAUUCAGGACAAAAGUUCAUGUGUAUAUCAUUCGAAAAGGCUCAAGAUCAAAAACUCAAAUUUAAACUUUGGUUCUCUCACGAGAAGUUCAGUAUUAAUGCCUUUGGCAUUAAAAAUGCAAAUAUUGCAAAAGGAGUCUUUGAAUCAUCUGUGGUAUUUAAGUCUUCAUUCAUUGUUGUCAUUCCAACUGGCAAUGUGACAAUUCCACAAAUAUUUGGCUUUGAACUCAAUGGUCAAGAUGCAUGUCCAUUCUGCGGACAAAGAUUAGAAGAACCUGCAAUCGCACUUAUUAGAGGAGGAACAGAAGUUAACAAUCACUAUAAGUAUCCAUGGCAUAUGACAAUCUAUCACUAUGAGUCAUCAAAUUUACAAUAUAAAUGUGGAGCAUCAAUAAUCCGCGAGAAUAAAAUUAUCACUGCUGCGCAUUGUGUAACAUACAAGGAUCAAAAGCUGCAUGAAAAUAAACUUGUUGUUCGAUUUGAGGAGGAAGGAAAGCUAUUUGAGUCAACAAAAUAUCAAUAUAAAGUCUUUCGAAUACUUGUUCAUGAACUUUAUAGUCAUGAAACAUUUGAGAAUGACAUUGCUAUAUUGAUACUUGAGACAUCCAUUGAUAUACAUAGCAAGAAUAUCCGAGCAAUUUGUUUACCUCCGAAAGGAAAGACGAAUUUUCCCAAUGAAGGAUUUGUGGUUGGAUUUGGUUCAACUGAUAGACAUGUGAAUGCAUCAAGGAUUUUACUCGAAACAAAGCUUCCAAUCAUUCAAAAGGAUGAAUGUCGAGAUAGUGAUCCAGCAUUUUUUGCCAGACACUUAUUUGACACAAACUUUUGUGCUGGAAAAAGGGGAUUUGGAGUUUGUAGUGGAGAUUCUGGAGGUGGACUGUUUGUUUAUUCUAAGGGACUCUGGAUUUUGAAAGGAAUUGUAUCCAAUACUAAGCCAAACACAGAUUCAUCAAUUGUCAAUCCAACCUGCAGUGAUGACAAUUAUGCUCUGUUUACUGAUGUUGCUAAAUAUUUGGACUGGAUUGAUAAACGUGUCAGCGAUAAUUGAUGAUUUUCAAAUAUUAAUUGACGAUAUUUGGAUGCAACAAAUUAUAAAAUAUUUAAUAAACAAUUUGUUUUCACGCCUGACUAACUGAAUUGCUGAUAUUACUGAUUUUUUUCAUGAUCCUUAAAAAAUGCCUCAAAACUUUAGC
Chironomus riparius is the source of this 1440-nucleotide messenger RNA. Lineage: Eukaryota; Metazoa; Arthropoda; Insecta; Diptera; Chironomidae. The record is from the annotation of a GenBank genome assembly.